GCAUGUUACAGGCAAGUCACCUCGACCUCUCGUCGUCUUGUCUCGUCUUGCUAUACUGCUACUGCUCGCUGCUGCUCCUGUUACCGCGGAUGUCCUGUCGGUGCUUCUUCUUCACCCAAUUAUCCUCAUCCUCCUCCUUCUACUCUACUCCUUCAACCUGCCUCGCCUUGCCUCACCUCACCUUACCUCACCUCUUCUCUUUCACUCCUUGCUCGCCCUGUCUCGUCCAAUUGCUCAUCGUCUUCACAGCACUUGGCUGAGCUGUGUCGCUGUCAACCCUCUGAGCAAGCAGCCUUGAGACCCCACCAACCUCUCACUCUAACCGUCGAGUUUACGUCUCCGGCAGAGGACAUGAGAUAGUAAAUCCACGCAUCGUAUACUCUCCCAACCGGCUCUCUUCUCUCCUCCUCCUCCUCCCUCGUCUUCAUACAACUUCUUCCUAGACUCGCCUCGCCGCCGCCAGCCUGCCAACUGUCUGCCAGCCUGACUGUGCCUGACUGCCUGUCUCGCUGCGCCACUCGACUGCUUCCCUUGGCCAUCUCCCGCCACAGAGAACCACAUCCGACCGAGCCAGACCUCCCUGCGCCUUUUCUUCCGAAGCCAUAUCCUGUACAAAUCACACUCGAGCACUAUGGGCAACGACGCUGGGCCAAAGAUCGAGUCCGCCGCCAUGUCGACCGCCAACAUGUCCAACUCUCCUCCCUCCACCGACCCAGAUGUUGCUGCUCCUCAGGGCGAUGACGCUGAGGCAUCCACCAUUACGGUCAACACAAAGACUCCGACUGCAAACUUCCCUCCUCCAAAGACUGAUAAGCCGCGGCCUCAUGGCUGCACCACCUGUGGCCGCGCCUUUGCACGGCUGGAGCAUCUGAAGAGGCACGAGAGGUCCCACACCAAGGAGAAGCCCUUUGAGUGUCCCGAGUGCAAGCGCUGCUUCGCCCGGCGCGACCUGCUCCUCCGCCACCAGCAGAAGCUACACCAGUCGACGGCGCCCUCGGCUCGUCCCCGCAACCGCCGCGAGAGCGCAAGUGGUGUGACCAUUGGCCAGAGUCGCGCUCGCAAGAACAGCGUCGCCGGGCCCGUUCAGAGUGCUCCUCCGAACCCGGCGUCCAUGAGGCCCAGGGCCAAUACCAUUAGUGUUGUUGAUAGCGCCGCCAUACAGAUGAUGGCCGGGGCCGCCAAUGGCCCGGUCGGACGCAUGCCGCACACUCACAGCCGCCACGACAGCCUGAUCGGCCUGCCUUUUCACUACUCUCACAACCCCUUCCAGGGCAUGUCCUCGGUCAUGGGCCACCGCGGCGUUCAACACGGCCUUCCCAAGCUGGAGACGAAUGGGCUGAGCUACGACCCGGGCCUGCGCACCGCACCACCCAACGCCAUUUUCCGCCACGACUUUAUGGACAACUUGUUUGCUGCCCCGACCAUUGAUCCUCAGGCCCUCCACGUCGGCAUGGAGUCUCCACAGUCGAUUGGCGUCGACCCGCUGUCGCCCGUCUUCCACGGCCUGCCGGACCUGUCAUCUCAAGGCGCCCACUACGGACUCGAGGAAUUCUUGAUCACCGACUUUGGCCAGCAGCUCACCUUCAACAACCUCAACGAGAAUGCUGUCGACGGCUCGUCCUCCUCGGCCAUCAGCACUGCCAGCCCCGGUGGCAUGAGCGACGCCAUGAUCGAUGGUUCCAACAAUCCCGCCACAACGGCCCCCGGCACCACCUCUACAUGGGCCCCAGGCAUCGUCUCCCCUCAGAUGGGCAAUCCUUUCAACAUUGACUUUCCGACCCAUGUCUUCCCUGACCUCAUGACCGGGGCCCCCGUCUCGCCACACCCAAUGCAGCACGGCAUGCUCAACGACGCCUACUUCACCCCGCCGCCAUCGACGAUGAACUCGGGCUCGCCCUCCGUAAUGUCGAGUCUGAAUGCUCAGAACAUGAACCAAACGUUGAAUUUUGGUCACGGCCCGGAGACGCCGACUUCGAUCAAUGGUAGUACUCAUGGCACCUCACCCGUCUCGACAAUAACUGAUUCAACAAGAAACGCCAUCCUAGGUGCCCUGUCCACAGCCUCGAUGGGCUCGACUCUUGCCAACCGCAGAUCCUCCUUUUCGGUCCACCCCACGACUUCUGGCGCGCAUGCCAAGGGGUCGCCGGACCCCGCCAGCACUCUGCCCAACACGCAGAGCUUACAACGAUACGUCGCCGCCUACCUGGCGUACUUCCACCCUCAUCUACCGUUCCUCCACAUCGCGACACUGUCCUUCGAGAUCCCAGCCCGACCGGCUAAGAAUGAUUCGGGCAGCAUUGGUGGAUCGGCGUGCCUGGUGCUCUCCAUGGCCGCAAUCGGUGCUUUGUACGAGAAAGAGCAUGAUCGCGCUCGAGAAUUGUUUGAGAUGGCCAAGAAGAUGAUUCAGACUUACUUGGAACAGCGAAGGAAAGCUAACGUCCGAAAAGCCGGGUUCCGAGGGACCUCGUCCGAGCAAGAUGCGCAAGAGCCCCAGGACAAUUCUACAGAUACCCCCGUGUGGCUCGUCCAGUCAAUGUUGCUCAAUGUCGUCUACGGCCACAGUUGCGGGGACCAGCUUGUUGGCAAGAUCGCCGAGACGCACUGUGCAGCACUGGUCAGCCUGGCCCAGGGGGCGGACCUGCUGCGCCCAACGCCUAACCAGGCCGAACAAGACACCAAAAUGAGCGACGCCUCUGACGAUCAUGCCGAAUGGCUGAGGUGGAAGGUCACCGAGGAGCGAAAGCGUACCUUGUACGCUAUCUUCAUUCUUUCCAGUAUGCUGGUUUCUGCUUAUAACCAAUCCCCGGCGCUCACCAAUUCGGAAAUCCUGCUUGAGUUACCUUGUGACGAGGAAUUUUACGAGGCCGAGACGAGUGCCGUUUUCAACGCUCGCGGGGGUGUGAGUGCAGCCGAGCAGAACCGUGUCACCUUCCACGACGCCCUGGGCGAUUUGUUGCGCACAAAUGAGAAGCAGCGCAGGCUUUCUAUGAGCAGUGGGUAUACAUUCAAUUCUAGCGACCUUCCACCUACGACUCUCAGGCCGAGCACAUUUGGCUGCCUCAUUUUGAUCAACGCGCUGCACAAUUACAUCUGGGAGACCAGGCAGAGACAUCACAGCAACAUCUGGACCAACGAAGAGACGGAGAAGAUGCAUCGGCACAUUGAGCCUGCCCUCAAGGCCUGGCAUGCAGCGUGGGCUAGUAACCCUCACCACUCAGCCAAAAGGCCGAACCCCUUUGGCAAGGGCCCGCUGUCUGCGGACUGCAUCCCAUUGUUGGACUUGGCUUACGUGCGUCUUUUUGUAAACUUAUCCCGCUCCAAGGGUCAGUUCUGGGAGCGCGACUGGGAGGGGAUGGCCGAGGAGUUGGCUCGCGGGAGUGAGAUUGUCCAGCACGCCGAGCAACCUUUUCCCAAUGCGGAGCCUGCCGUGGCCGACAGUCUUGAUCACAUGGACACUACGGGUGCCGGUGCUGGCUUAUUGGACAGUUCUGGGCAGUCGCACAUGCAACAACCCUCCUUGGCUAGUCGGACCACGUCACGACGAGAAAAGCAUCUGCGCAAGGCAGCCUAUUUUGCUGCUGACUCUCUGUCAGCGGCCGACAAGUUGGGCGUGACCUUCGCUGAUAUGACUCGGCGGGACCUGCCUCCACAGUCUGCGAUGUGUGCAUUUGACUGCGCGCAGGUCUUGGCUGAGUGGGUUUCUACUUUACAGGACAGGGUUGGUCAGUACCUGGGAAUUUUGGGUCAGGAUGAGGUCGAGCUUUUUCAAGUUCCUGCCAUUAUGCUCCUGGAAGACGAAGACGUCCAGUUGCUGCGAAAAGUUCAGGGUGUUCUGGACGGACUGGAGAAGAAGAUGGGCAUGGAAUUCCUUUGCGGGGUCGCUGGAGGUUACGCGGUCAAGAUUUUGAGAGCUACAGCUCACGUCAUGGCCAAAAGCACCGCAUGGCCUGUGUCGCGAUUGAUGAUUCAAUGUCUCGAGACCCAUGCCAACCACACCAAAGCUCGGGCUGACAGAUCGGUCAGGCCGGCUGAGUAGAGCUGGGCCGGGGCACUCCCUCAUCGAACACCGCGAUUGCAGGUGCCAAACACGACCAUCGCUGUCAAGCCUCGGACGACACGCCGAAUCGCCACGCUGAUCUCAUCAAAUCAAACUCGCAAGAUACUUCCGGUCGCCGUUCACGCUGAGCGUGCAGACCCUGAAUUCCACCUCUACGUUCUCGCAUCCUCUCGACGUUGCACAUACACGAAUUUCAGAACUUCUUACAACUUGCAUGUCACGCCUGUCCCCAGAAGACGGUCCGGACAGUGGCAUGUCGCCGUCCUCCACCUCAGGGACGUUACUUCGAAUGAAUAACGAAAUUUCACUUCUCGGACCAUUCAACUGCGAAGGAGGUCACGUAUGUGUGUUCGCAUUCGAUGUUCAUAAUUUCCCGAUUUCAAACGUCGUUGGAAAUCGAAAAUAUACGUUGGGCAAACGAGCCCGCCCCCCUUUUUGAGACGAAUCGGCCACCCGUUGGCAACGUAUUCACUUCUGGAUGCGGCCGACAGGAGUGCACACGAAUCACACGCCCGCCUCGGAAAAUGUCAUUAGUCAACAACGCAAUGCAUAACGAAACAGCAAUGAACGCAUUUGAAAAGCGAACCAAUCAACGCACAAAGUAUUCACUCAAUUGACUUGAUGUGACGAAGAGAAAAUAAACAAGGAACACGUUUUUCGAAUACACCACCGGCGCAGGUCAGGUGGGGCAGGAAAUACCAAAUUUCAGGACACUAAGGGGAAGAAAAAGUACCAGAUGGUAGGGCGGCAAAGCCAUUUGUGGGGGUUGUUUUCAAAGGAGUAAACAUGGCCAAUCCAACGGCUUUGGUCGAAAAUGAUGUGGACACGGAGGGAAAUUCUGGGUCCCACGGUUCAAAAAUCUGUGUAUAUAGGGCUUUAGGAGUAUGGGUUCGGUAUUAUGGGCUGGGUAUGGGAAAGGAAAGGAACUUUGGGAAGGGUAGGCUAGCCAUUGAAAUUUGUGUGUGAAAUUCAGGCACGCUUUUUUCUCUGCCAA
Molecule: messenger RNA, 5051 nt
Organism: Diaporthe batatas
Lineage: Eukaryota; Fungi; Ascomycota; Sordariomycetes; Diaporthales; Diaporthaceae
Exons: 3
Coding region: 632-4036 (1134 amino acids)
Biological process (GO): regulation of transcription by RNA polymerase II; DNA-templated transcription
Cellular component (GO): chromatin
Molecular function (GO): zinc ion binding; DNA-binding transcription factor activity, RNA polymerase II-specific; RNA polymerase II cis-regulatory region sequence-specific DNA binding
Source: RefSeq, a predicted model, not a curated record